Messenger RNA from Diachasmimorpha longicaudata, 4107 nucleotides. It is a transcript of the gene Tbh, whose product is annotated as tyramine beta-hydroxylase. The record is from RefSeq and is a predicted model, not a curated record. The transcript has 11 exons. Gene Ontology annotation, biological process: dopamine catabolic process; norepinephrine biosynthetic process; octopamine biosynthetic process. Lineage: Eukaryota; Metazoa; Arthropoda; Insecta; Hymenoptera; Braconidae. Bases 302 to 2065 code for a protein of 587 amino acids. Gene Ontology annotation, molecular function: copper ion binding; dopamine beta-monooxygenase activity. Gene Ontology annotation, cellular component: secretory granule membrane.
AGUAUUUUCUAACUUAUGUGAUUAUCACUCACAUGAGUCAGAAAAUACUUUUUCCCUAAAAGCACAAUAUACUAUGUUCAACUCAUUUGUGGCAGAGUCUGAGGCGCUUGUCCGCAGGUCUAGAGUCUGCGCCCCAUGCUGGCUCUGAAUAUCCUCGAGUUUGAUCCACCAAGCGCCAAAUUCGUCAGUAUUAAUCCGGUAUAUGAUCGGGACCCUUUGAAUAUUCAGGAGGAAAAAAUUGCCGGAUUCACGUGCUUGAAAAGAAUAAGUUUCCGAAUUUUAGGCCAUUAACUACAGGCAAAUGAUGAAUUUUCUGAUUUCAAUUUUCAUUUUUUUACGUAUUGUCUCCGGUAUUUCUAGUCAGACAGUGCAUACGGUACCUCUCGGGUCUGAAGCUACUUUUCAUUGGCGCGUGAAUUCAAUUGAAGAAAAAGUGGCAGUUGAGAUUCACUACUCAGGCGAGAAGUUUUCCUGGUUUGCAGUUGGAUUUUCCAAUCGAGGAGAAGCGAGCCCGUCGGACUACUGCAUAUUUUGGAUCGAUUGGCACGGAGGAGUCAAUUUUCACGAUGCCUGGGCAGACGGCGAUGGAAAAAUCGAGACCGAUGCGAGCCAAGAUUGCACCAACUUCGCUUGGAAGAAGCCAGACAAAACGAACGUCACCAAGUUCACCUUUAGCCGCAAAUUUGACACCUGUGACGAGGGUGAUUACAUUAUCGAGAGGGGCACCACCCACGUCGUCUGGGCGAAGGGACGGGGUCCCCUUUCUUCUCUCGAUGGAUUAAAUGUUGUCUCCGACUCCACGACAUCGGGGAUGUCCAGGACUGAAUUGCUCAGACUGGGGCAUCAUCAAAAAGUGAAUUUCCCAAUUGACACGUGGAAAUUUAAACUUCUCGCAGAUCAAGUCAGGGUUCCGGAUGUUGAAACCACCUAUUGGUGCAGAGUACAACGACUUCCAGAUGCUUUGAGACACAAACACCACAUAUUGCAAUUUGGCCCGGCAAUUCAGAAGGGAAACGAGCAUUUGGUGCAUCACAUGGAGGUCUUUCACUGCGCGGGGCCCGCAGACGCUGCAGUACCGGCUUAUAGCGGUCCUUGUGACGCCUCGGAUCGCCCUGAAGGCACUCAAAUCUGCAAAAAAGUGUUGGCUGCGUGGGCCAUGGGCGCUGACGCUUUUGUCUAUCCCGAAGAAGCCGGUCUAUCCAUCGGAGGAGAGUCAUUCAAUCCCCACAUCAUGUUGGAGGUUCAUUACAAUAAUCCAGAGUUUCAAAAGGGAAAGAUUGAUUCCUCUGGCAUUGAGUUCUACCUGACGGAAAUACUCAGGAAAUAUGAUGCUGGAGUCAUUGAACUUGGCCUCGAAUAUACUGAUAAAAUGGCCAUCCCGCCUCAACAAGAGGAAUUUGAGCUGUCCGGCCACUGCGUAACAGAGUGUACCGGCGUUGGACUUCCACAAAAUGGAAUUCACAUAUUCGGAUCUCAACUCCAUACUCACUUGACUGGCACACGUGUCAGAACCCGACACAUCAGGGACGGCCAAGAAUUAUCACCGCUCAACUAUGACGAUCAUUAUUCAACACAUUUCCAGGAGAUUAGACUGCUGCCGGAACCAGUUCAUGUUCUGCCGGGAGAUUCUCUGAUUACCACCUGCACGUAUAACACCAUGGACCGUGAAAAUGUGACCCUGGGAGGUUUCGCCAUAUCUGAUGAGAUGUGUGUUAAUUAUAUCCAUUAUUACCCCAACGCUCGACUAGAGGUCUGCAAAAGUGCGAUAAGUGAUGACGCCCUUCGCACGUACUUCAGAUACAUGAGAGAAUGGGAGAACCAACGAACUGACUUUGACGAUGCCAUUUCCCGAAGUUAUGGAAAUAUCGAAUGGACGAAAAUUCGAGUUUCUGCACUUCAUGAUUUGUAUCAGGCAGCACCUCUUGGCAUGCAGUGCAAUGGAUCAGAUGGUUCUCGUUUGCCAGGACUUUGGGAUAAUAUAGCAGCGACGCAGGUGAAAUUGCCGUUGGCACCAUCCCCUAGGGACUGUCCACAACUUUCUUCUCAUCUAAACGACUUUCACUGAGGAAAACAAAUAUUCUACAAAUAUAUUUUUCAAUAUGUUGUUUAUUGGUCCAUAGGAAUCAUCGAGAAGAUUCUCUAUUGUAACAAUUAAUGCUCUAUUUAAUCUUUGGAAAUUCAAUGGCUCGAAAAGUUGACCGAGGUACUACGAAUAUAACCCCAAUUUUGAAGAUGAACGUUGGGAUGAAAUCUACAAUUGAUUUUUAUUGAAAGAGCAAGGGGUUUGGAAUUUGUUUCGAUUUUUAUUUUGAUGGUUUUCCCUUAAACAUAAAUAGAGCCAGAAUAACGCUCGUGGUUACCAACAAUUAGCGCUGCAGCACUGAAAAUCAAUCCUGUUAUGGAAUAAAAAUAUUAUAGUAAAACAGAGGUAGAAUAUUAUCCUUGUGAUGUGAUCGUAAUUUGUAGUGUGUGGAAGAAGAAUGCACUUGAGUUGCACAUGAUGGCAAACCAUUGAUUUUGAAAAAAACUUAAUUCACUCAGCGUCCUUCUAUCAAAUGAAGACUUUAAAUUCAAAUCAGUAUAUUUUAUUGCCUUACCUGAAGAUCCUAAAUGUAAGAGCAGUCAAACAUUUUUCUUUGAAUGAUUGAGAGACUAUUUUAAAGGAUUGUUGAUCAUCACACCUUCUCAUAAUUUUAAAUCCGUUAUUAGAAUUUAAUGCUGACUUGUAGAAAGAAUCAUUUUUUUCAAAUCAGGUAUUGUUCUUCCUGUAUGAAACAGUUUCCACUUUUUUCAUUAAAUUAGGAGUAGCUUUUAAUUGCUCAUUGAAAUGUAAUUCUCAUUUAGGUAGAGAUAGAUUUAGGAAGGUUUUCAUUCCUUCGUCAUUAAAAUGAAAGCCCUAAGAAAGUAAAUGAUUCUGAAAAGAUCUCUUCUAUAAUAUACGGAAAAACGAAGGUCAUCAUACAUAUAAAGUAGAAUUCAAUUUCCGUGAACAAUUAAAAUGUUUUUUUUAACUUAAUCAGAACAGUAAAAUGUAAUUCAUUUACUAAAAACAUCAUCUUUGACUGUGAAAAGAGGAAUACAUGGUCCAUUAUAUAUAUAUAAUGAUCACCAUUAUUAUAUGAUGAUCAUAUGAUCAUCAUGAACAAAUGAGAAUUUCUCUGUGUGGGAAUUUGUCCAUCAUUUUUCUGUGAUAUUUUUAUCCAUAACAAGAUUGACUUGAAACGCUAAUUAAUCGUAACGCACGCGAUAGUGUUCUCAUAAAUGUUAAUAUGAAUAAAUCCAUUGCGGUCGACCUCGCACUCAAUUGGUAGUCCACAUCCUACUGUCAUUGAUGAUAACAAGUUUAGAAGUUCAAAUAUACCAAUAAGUGCAUAGAAAGUAAAUAUUUUUCGGUCCAGGAGAAAACUACAAUAUGAAAAUCAUCGUAUGCGUCAAUCUAUUGUAAUAAUUACUUAACGAUAAUUUAUGUUAUUGAAAAAUAUUUUCCAAUCUAUCAGCUUGCGACUGACUUAAACACUUGAAUCAAAUGAAUGACUGUUCUUUGAAAAUAUUGAAGUAUGAAUUUACUGAUAGAAAAUUAUUCAUAAUGAAUUGUUUAUCUUUACCGGAAUUCGAUGCAAGUUCGUAAUGGUGAAUCGGUCAUUUUUUAAUGAAAUUCGUUGCAAGUUUCUGGAAGACUGCAACUGACCAUCAUCCUAGAGCUUCCAUCCUAAUGAAUCAUUUUGUUGCAUUUGACAAUGAGUUUUAAGCAGUAGAACCCUUCAAAGUUAGUCAAUCAAGGAACAAAAAAAAGAACAAAGUCCUAAACAAACUUUGUUAUGCAGCAAAUUGAUGGGAACAAAGAAGGUUCGAUUACAUAAACUCUGUCUCCCUUAGAGUUCGACGAUUUCAUCGAUUCGACGCUGAAUUAAUUAUUUUCUUGUGCACUCAACGACUCAACUGGGCCCUAUUUUACGACCUUAAUUUGAAUUCAAGAUCUAAUAUCUCAUUUCGAUUGUAUCUCAUAUAAUCGACCCUUGAUUUUUUUCGAUAGACGAAGAAUGCUGGCAGCCUGUUUGUGCUUUUGUGAUUUAAUGUAUAAAUAAACAAAAAAUCGUUCCAUGGCAA